CCUAAAUCCAGCCCUAGCAUCACAAAUACCAUUUCAAGGAAGGCAACUGCAACGGCGAGGCAUUAACCAGCGGCAACAUCUUGUGGCGUUUGUUGGUGUAGUUUGUUGUUGUACCAUUCGAGGUCCGUCCAUGGGCGCCGCGGCAUCCACAGUCCGGUGAAAAUGGACAAAGGCCGUGGGAGGCUGCCGCCGAAUUAGCAGUGCUGGAAAGUCCACACACGACAGUGCAAAUAUUUGCUCCCAAGAAGAGCUGCCCCCCAGAGAAGGAAAAGAAAGGAAUCAGGACAAAGCCUUGCCGAAAAGGAGCCACAAUAGACAAGGAAUUAGCCAUAAAAGCAGGCCAUUAGGACAGCCAGUAGAUCCCGCACCCCGGCUAUCGACUUGGUCCACUUAAAUGACCGAGUCCACCCAGUUGCAGACGGCGGAGAACAACAACGCGGGCGUGGUGAAAAUGGAGCCCCCGCCGCCGGCGACCUCCUCCGCCUCCGCUGCUGCCGCCGCCGCCCACGCCCUCUCCUCUCUCUCCUCCCUUUCGAUGGCGGCCACCGGCUCCGCCCUAUCGCCAGCCACGCCUCCUCCUUCAUCGCUUAACCUCUCGGCCCAAAACCAACAGCAGCACUAUGCCCUCAAAUGGAACGACUUCCAGAGCUCGAUCCUCAGCUCCUUCCGCCACCUGCGGGACGAGGAGGACUUCGUGGACGUGACCCUGGCCUGUGACGAGCGCUCCUUCACCGCCCACAAGGUGGUGUUGAGUGCCUGCAGCCCCUACUUCCGGCGGCUGCUCAAGGCCAAUCCCUGCGAGCAUCCGAUCGUUAUCCUGCGGGAUGUGCGCAGCGAUGAUGUGGAGAACCUUUUGAGCUUUAUGUACAAUGGCGAGGUGAAUGUCAGCCACGAACAGUUGCCCGACUUCUUGAAGACCGCCCACCUGCUGCAGAUCCGCGGCCUGGCGGAUGUCAACAAUGGGGGCUACCCCUACUCCAAGGCUCUCUCUGCUGCCUUGAGCCACAACAACAAUAACAACAACAGCAGCAGCAACAGCAACAACAGUCUAAACAACAACAAUAAUAACAUUAACGAAAACAGUAAUCAGAACAAGAUUGGCAACUACCUUUCGGCUUCUCAGCCCCUGAACAGCAACAACAACAGCCACAACAGCAGCAGCAACAACAACAGCAGCAACAGCAACAACAACAGCAGCAGCAACAACAACACCAGCAGCGGAUCGCUGAACAGCAGCCUGAACUCGCCCUUCAACGCGCCCCAGGUGCCCCCUGCUGUGGCAGCAAACAGCGCUGCAGCGGCCGCAGUCGCUGCUGCCUCUCUGACCGCUGCUGUUGCUGCAGCCGCCGCCGCCAGUAGUGCGCCCAGUGGUGUGGGCGUGGCAGGAGGCAGCGGCACGCCCGCCAUCCAGGAGCUGAAGGCAUCGUCGGCAGCGUCGCCCGUAAGAAAAUCCAAUCCCAAUCCCGUCAAAGCCAACAGCAACCACUGGGACCUGGGCGAGAUGGAGGGCAGCCGGAAGAGCCACCUGACACCGCCGCCCCAGAAGCGCAUAAAGAGCGCCGAUCUGUUCCGAGCCCAGCACGGCAUCAGUCCGGAGCGACUGCUGAUCGAUCGCGACUUUCCCGUUGCCGGACAGCAUCCUCUGACCCGGAACCGUAGCGGCAGGGACACGUCCAAGGAUCGGGAACGCAAUAUGGAGCUAAGGGAAUCGUUGCUGGGACAGGCUCUGGAGAAUAGCAACGGACAGCAGGCCAAUCAGAAACACGAUCUCGGACAGAGUGCCGGCGAGGACUCGAACAGCAGUGAUACGGAGCCCUCGGAUCGGGGUGAUGGCCAACACGACGGCACCCUAGACGGCAUCGACAAUCAGCGCUCCCACUCGUUCCCCAAUGCAUUCCUCGGCCUGCAGGGCAUUCCCGGCCUUCUGCCCGGGCCCUCCGGCAUUGGCAGUGAUUUCGUUUCUCGACGCUCCCUGGAGAUGCGCGUUCGCGCCACCGAUCCGCGGCCCUGCCCCAAGUGCGGCAAGAUCUACCGCUCCGCCCACACGCUGCGCACCCAUCUGGAGGACAAGCACACCGUGUGCCCCGGCUACCGCUGCGUCCUGUGCGGCACCGUGGCCAAGUCCCGGAACAGCCUCCACUCGCACAUGUCGCGCCAGCACCGCGGCAUCUCCACCAAGGACCUGCCCGUCCUGCCCAUGCCCAGCGCCUUCGAUCCGGAGCUGGCCUCUCGCCUCCUGGCCAAGGCCGGCGUGAAGAUCUCACCGGCGGAGCUGCGAGCCCGCGCCUCUCCCACUGGCGGAAGCGGCAGCAGCGGCGGCGGUGGUGGCGGAGCCGGUAGUCAAAGCAAGCUUGACCUGAGCAACGCAAGCGGAGGACCCCUGGACGAUGCCGAGGACUCCGACGACGAUCCGGAGGACCUGACCACCGGCAACGGACUCUACGGCAUGGGCGGCAGCAGCAGUGAUCUGAGUCGCUACCACGAGAGCCUGCUGAGCAACUUCGGCCACGCCCGGAUGCGCAACGAGGCGGCGGCUGCGGCUGCCACGGCAGCUGCCUUGGGCCAGCAGCCCAAGGACCUGGGCGUCCAGAUCCCCACCAGCAAUGCUGCGGGCCAGUCCCUGCUGGACACCUAUCUGCAGUUCAUCACAGAGAAUUCAUUCGGCAUGGGUAUAUCCCAGGAGCAGGCCGCUGCCGCUGCCUUGCGCGCCAAGAUGGCCCAGCUGAAUGCCAUGGGCCACAGCCUGGAGAGCCUGCCGCCCGGCCUUCUGCCCGGACAGUUCGAUCUGAGCAAGUUGGCUGCCGGCAAUCCGGCCUUUGGCCAAGGCGGACCCGGAUUGAGCAUUGAGCCCAUCCUGCGCCACGACCAGGGACCCGGAAGCCUGUCCCCGCACGGCCACGGGCCACUGGCCCUGAACUCCGGAACCGGACACAGGAUGCAGGGCCAUGACGAGGUGGCAGACCACGACGGCGCCGAGAUGCGACGCGACGGCUCCGAGCCAAUGGAUCUGGGCCUGGACAACAACCAGUCGGGCAGCAACCACGAGGUGGCCAACUCCGAUGCCGAGGACAACUACUCCGAGGACGAGGGUGUGCACAACACAUAAGAGCAGGGCAUGAUAGAGAUGCCAAGGACGACGCCAAGACCACGGACACGAACCAGGACAGCACAAAUGUAUACCGAUUACCCAUGGAACACAUGUAACGAGUAGCCUUAUCCUCAUGUAUACCAGUUUUUGUGUACGAUACGAUACGAAACAAUACGAUAGUGAAACCUAGGACUAAACCAUAUAUUGCGCUAGUAGAAUUCAAUGUUGUGCUUUUUAAACUAAACCUAUACGGAUAUACAUUAUGUAUUAUGUGGGCCCGUAGGCCUAUAUGGUAUGUUUACACAUACACGAGUACCUGCUGUGUAUACAAGUCGGGGAAGAUGUCAGGGGGAGCCCAGCCCCCACCAAGGACUACAAACCAGAGUAAAGAUCAUUAAAAGCUAAAGCCUAGAUUGUUAAGUUAGAUUUCACAUUGAAAGCGAAGCCUGUAAAUACAUAACUACCGAUUAUAGAAGGAGCAGCAGCAGCCCCCAAACAAUCCGUCGCAUUUAACAUAGAAAGGAUAAACACUGACGCAUGUUAGCAGUGCGGAUAAUUCAGAUGUGCCAUGAUGCAUGCCACCAGCCACAAAGACAACAGCCUUCCAGUUCCAAGUCUAGCCACUCCAAACUCUCUCUCAGGAACUCACGCGGUCAACCGAACUACCUCAGCCUCAGACUCGCCGGAGCUGAAACCCUGAAACGAUACCUUCCACGAGUUGUCCCAUUCUUGUCUCCGGAAAACUUGCCAAUUUUCAAACGCACAUCGUACGCAUGUGCCUAGUUUUAGGGAUCAGCAUAGAGGAAUACUUUACUUGAUUAUUUAUACAACUGGGAAUGCCUGUACUUAUUUGUCAGAGAGAAUUGAAUACCUCAGCAUACUCAGCAUUCGGUCAUGGAUCCCCGUUCCAUCCGUUAUCCAAUGCGAACCACAUGCAUUAGAGUACAUAUACUACAUAUUGAUAAUUAAAAUAUACAUUAACUAGAGUUAGCUAAGCAAGACAUAGAUAGAUGUAACCACGCGUUUCCUGUAUGUAUUUAGUUCGAAUAUGCCUCAGUUAAUCCUAGGUUUAUGGUUAGCUUCAAUCGAAGAUGAGCAGUUAGACGGACGGACAGACCGAGAGACUCUACAAGAGUCGCCUACCACUUGCCUUACGACCAACAUAUGUGUUACUUUAGUAAUUUUCUACCUCAAUUAAUUUAAAUGUAAUUUACCUGGAUAUUUAUUUGUAAGUCUUGCAAUAUCGCACUCUCGGAUACUGUUUCAAUUCAUUACCAAGGACCUAUCUGUUAUCCUUAUGUCCAGUCAGCAGACACACAUAAAUAAUGUAUGAAUAAACAAGAUCCUAAGUACAUGCGAGUAUGUUUAGAUUUUAGUUUUUAAUCCUCGGUUCUAGACACUUUUCCCUCCUCUCACUCUCGCUAAGGUUUUUGGCGCAGGGGGAGUGCAAUAGAUUGCAUUUUCCUAGGCUUGAAAUGCAUUUAAGGCUAAUGCAAUUCGGUUAAGACGUUAGUUUAAAAAUCAAAUGAAAAACAAUUAGUUAAAAGUCGUUACAUAAGCAAUAUAAGUAGACAUCCAUGUGCUUAGAAAGUUAUAAAUAUUUAUUGACACU
This is a messenger RNA of Drosophila bipectinata, 4700 nucleotides long. It is a transcript of the gene ab, whose product is annotated as BTB/POZ-zinc finger protein abrupt. Gene Ontology annotation, cellular component: nucleus. Gene Ontology annotation, molecular function: protein binding. The record is from RefSeq and is a predicted model, not a curated record. Lineage: Eukaryota; Metazoa; Arthropoda; Insecta; Diptera; Drosophilidae. Gene Ontology annotation, biological process: regulation of transcription by RNA polymerase II.